AUGGACCCACCAUGUGUCGCCAGCAACGGGAAUUCCAACACAGCGACUGAAUCCCCCCUUUGCGCGAUAUGUUCCGCACAGCUGGCCUUGGAUGACGCCGAUUCUGGUGGGGCCCUGAAGAAUGAAAAUGGGGUAUCAGUACUAUACUUCCCAUAUGCAGAGUCACUCAGAUCCAGUCGGCACAACAGUCUCGAGAUUGAAGAAUCUGUUAAUACUUGGAAAGGAGGAGUUGUUUAUGAGCGAACGGUGACGCCGCCUAAUCUGCCGGAACUCUCCGAUUCCUUUCCUUGCAAAUUCUGUCUUACGCUGAAAAGAUCGUUGCUGGAUCGCUACGGUGACUGGCUCUGCCACCCCGAAAUGGAGAACACUUAUGAUCAAACAGCACCAGACAAGUUUCCGGUUAUGGCAGAACCUGGUCGCUGUAGAGAUUGGCUUCACAUCGAGCAAACUCCUAUAGAAAGAUCUCCGUCCGGAAAGGUCCUGCGUUUGACCAAAGAAUGGAUUAAAAAAUGCGAUUCAAAUACAGAGUGCGCAGAGCAUCGCAAGUUUUCGCAAAACAAAGUAAAUUUCUUACCAACACGACUCCUCUAUCUUGGCGAUGGUACAACGGGUCAGUGCCCCCAAAUUGUGGAGGCAAGAGAUUUUCUUGAAAUUCGUUCAGAAAUUGGCAGACAGCAUACACUGUCGAAGUACAAAUUGGGGUUACCAGAACACAAGAUCCCACAGCUUUUUCAGGACGCAAUUGCUGUGUCCCGCGGGAUCGGUAUCCAGUAUCUCUGGGUCGACGCCCUUUGUAUCCUCCAAGAUGUACGCGAGGACUGGGAAAGAGAGGCCUUCAUGAUGUCGGACAUUUUUUAUCACUCCUUCAUUACCAUCGGCGCAGCAACCGCAAGGAGCUGCCAUGAUAGCAUUCUCGAUCCGAGAGAAGAUCUCUCUUGUACCUUGGGCUUUCAGUCCUCGCUGUUGAAGGAGGUCGUCGGGUCAUACUGUAUUUAUCUCUCUAAAAUGUCGCACAAAAGACCCUCUGACACCGAUCUAUCCAAUUCUAUCUGGACAAACCGAGGCUGGGUUUGGCAAGAGCAGAUCAUGACACAGAGGCUUCUUGUAUUUGGUAGAAAGAUGGUACAUCUAAAAUGCCACGGUUGCAUCUAUUCUGAGAAUGGAACUGUGAGUAAUGUGUUCACGAGCUACAUCCUCAGGGCAUCGAAGUUUCAUACUACAGAUAUGUUGACUGGUGAUUGGGAGAAGUGGAUGAAUGAUUUUAGCGGCAGGCAGUUCACUUUUCCCAGCGACAAACUGGCCUCUGUAUCUGGUCUCGCCCUUGCAUUCGAAAGAGUAUUGGCUACGCGAGGCCAACCCCCGGAGUACCUUGCAGGACACUGGCAGGAUGAAAGGUUCCAUAUCAGCCUGCAAUGGACUGUUACGCCAGAGAACAAAGUUCCCUUCCGCAACAUGAUUAAGGAUCUAUAUGACCCUGAAAAAUACUGCGCGCCGUCAUGGAGCUGGGCGUCAAGGAAUCAAGGCCGGCUUAUCAUGCUACCCAUUGGAAACGAUCCGAAGGGAACAAAGGCGGACUUCGAGUUCAUAUCAAACAAUCUGGUUGCUGCGAAGUCAAACGUCCGAGUUAAAACGAGCCCAGGCUCAUCUAUCACGCUCCGAGGAAGGGUCCGCCCCUUUGUUUAUCCUCCAACUGAGAGCACUAGGCGCUAUGAUAGACUCAGAUAUAUACCCCGCUCUGCGGAGUGGGAAGUCUCUGUUCCUGGAGGUAAGAUUUAUUAUUUCCUGGAUUGGAAUCCCCUGCUGGACGAUACCUCGUGGGAGAAACUCAGGCCAUCUCUGCGGCUUUUUCUUUUGACCCAUAUUGGUAUGGGACUCGUUUUGUUAUCAGAAUCGAAUUACGAGCCUGGGUUUCGGCGGGUGGGCGUGUUCCUAUUCGUGUCCUCAAACAGAGGCAUGAAUGGUUCAAGUUGGUCACAACAUGGCUUUAUUUUCGAUAACUUAGAAUCCGACUUUCUUCAAACUGGCUGGAAUGUGGAAAUUGUGGUCCUUUACUAA
Botrytis byssoidea is the source of this 2055-nucleotide messenger RNA. RefSeq lists its product as uncharacterized. Bases 1 to 2055 code for a protein of 684 amino acids. NCBI's taxonomy places the organism in Eukaryota, Fungi, Ascomycota, Leotiomycetes, Helotiales, Sclerotiniaceae. The transcript has 4 exons. The record is from RefSeq and is a predicted model, not a curated record.